AUGGCCCCAGGAAGCCGCCGCUCAGUCCGCUCCUCCACACCCAUCCCCAUGCCCGUCAUCGCCGAAGACGAACAACACUCCGACCCAGCAAGAGCAGCAGCAGCACAAGGGGCAACAACAACGCCCACAGUCCCACCUCGCUCUCCACACCGACGGUCAUCGACAACGAGGAGCAGCAGCAGUUUAUAUCCAGGGGCACCCAGCGGCAGCGGCAGCGGCAGCGGCAGCGCGAGACCGGCAUUGUCCAGAUCAAGCAGCGUGCCGCAAUAUGUGCCGAAACCGAAACGGGCACCGGGGAUAAGAGCCGUGGGAGGCGAGGUGGACAGUGUGAGGUCUAUACCGCUUAAUAGUGAUGGGAGUGAGCGAUGGGUUAUUCCGACGGUGAGGGAUCGGGAGGGGAAGAUGAUAGAAACAAAUGAUGGCGGUUUGGUGCGCCCAGUGAAAGGGAUAGGGAAGAGCGAAGAUGGGAGAGCGGUAGGACAUGGAGGAGGGAAAGAGAAAGACAAGAGGGGGUUAGGAGGGUGGGUGAGAAGCCCGGGCAGAUGGUAUAAGGUUGUGGUUUUGGGGAUACUGAUAAUUGGGUUGAUUGUGGGAUUGGCAGUUGGGUUGACGGUUAGGUUGAGGAAAAGACACAACUCCUCCGACCCCGAACCCCCAUUACCAACCGACCUCUUUCCCGCGGGCUCCUACACCUUCACGGCCGCCCUAGCCAACCUUUCGGCAUCCUGCGCACCACAACGGAAUCCUUCCCUCUGGCGAUGCUACCCCUACGCUCUUUACUCCCCCACAACAGACGAAAGCACAUCUGCUGCCUCCUUCCGGUGGAUCAUCCGUCCCACAACGACAUACUCCUACGUCAUCUCCUCUUCUGACGACCCCUUCUCGCCCACCGGUACCUUCAAGGAUGUCAACCUCACCAUGAUCGAUGCGAACCAACCGAGUGAGCGAUUCACGUUUAGUUUCGUUAUGGCGAAGGCUGUGGUGCCGGAUGUUACUACUGCCAGCAACAGCAGCAGCAGCAUGUCCUCAGCGGUAUCUCCCACGACGACAAUGACGAUUGCUGCAUUAUCAUCAUCCUCGGCUUCGGCUUCGACUUCGCAGGCUACUUCUAACGGAGGGGAGAAAGCCAGACGCAGAUGGUUAAGAUCAGUGAAGAGGGAGGAUAACAACACGAUUUCACGAGAAGCACCAACAACAACAACAACAACAACAACAACAACAACCCCAGCAGAGCCAGCAAUAUGCUGGUAUAAUCAGACGGUGGUCCGUGGCACGAUCUGGACGCGCAUGAGCGCGAGUUACCCGGCUAAUAUCACCGACGUGCCAACACCACUAAUAAACGCAACGAAUGUGUUUGCGCCGUGGCCGUUUGCGGUGGAGUUGACGCUGGAACAGACGUAUGAGGAGGAUGGGAGGGGUAAUGGGAAGAAGGCGCCGGAUUGUAGGGAUGCUGCGGGGAAUCCGGUGGUAUUUAGGAAUAAUGAUAAUAUGAAGGUGGCUGCGGCGGCGGUGAGGGCGAGAGAUAUGAGCGUUGUGGAUGAAGCAGAUAUUUGCAGGUGUUCGUAUACGAACUAUGGGCUGGAUACCAUUGCCUCUAGUAAUAGUUCUAGCGCUGGUAACCCACAGGGGCAGAGUCAGGAUCAGGGACUCGGCUAG
This is a messenger RNA of Sordaria macrospora k-hell, 1656 nucleotides long. RefSeq lists its product as uncharacterized. NCBI's taxonomy places the organism in Eukaryota, Fungi, Ascomycota, Sordariomycetes, Sordariales, Sordariaceae. The record is from RefSeq and is a predicted model, not a curated record.